AUGUCGCUAGAAGAAAUCGAAGCUCAAUUGGCAAAUCUACGGGAGCAACAAAAUGAACUUUCCACCAACGUUCAGCAACGUAACGACUCUGGUAAUGUAUCAGUAAAUCGAGUUGCAGUAAAGCUUCCACCAUUCUGGGCCGAUCGACCUAGUCUAUGGUUUGCUCAUGUAGAUUCCCAGUUCACAAUCUCAGGCAUCACAAGCGAGGACACUCGGUUCCACUACGUCGUUUCUCAGCUUGAAACACGUUACGCAGUGGAAGUAGAGGACAUAAUCACAAAUCCGCCUGCAACAAAUCGUUACGCGGUACUUCGUUCGAAGCUAAUUGAAAGGCUCUCUAAUAGUGAAGAAGAAUGUGUUCGCCAGUUGAUGAGUGACGAAGAUAUCGGAGAUCGCAAGCCAUCGCAGUUCUUACGCCACCUACGUUCUCUGCUCGGUCCAGCCCAACUACAGGACAACAUCCUUCGAGCACUCUGGCUACGCCGUCUCCCUGUUAACAUUCAAGUGAUUCUCACUGCUCAAAAUGAACUUCCACUCGAUAAACUUGCAGAUAUAGCCGAUAAAGUCAUUGAAGUUUCUACAAGAACACCACAAGUAUCGGUAAAUGCUACUACAUCUCGUGAACACACACAGUCUAAUGACGAUCUCACUGCUGUUGUUGCAAGACUGACACAAAGGAUUGACACACUCGAAGUAUCCCUCCGGCACAUAAUCGUUCGACCAAUCAUGACAAGAAAACAUCAAAGAACCCGAAUCAAGAUCAGAACAAAUCUACAAGCCAAAUUUGCUGGUAUCAUGCCAAAUUUGGCGAACAAGCUUCAAAAUGUACUUCUCCUUGCUCUUACGCGGGAAACUCCAAAGACGGCCAGUAACAGCGGCGGCUGA
Messenger RNA from Macrosteles quadrilineatus (aster leafhopper), 885 nucleotides. RefSeq lists its product as uncharacterized. The coding region runs from base 1 to 885 and encodes 294 amino acids. The record is from RefSeq and is a predicted model, not a curated record. The transcript has a single exon. Lineage: Eukaryota; Metazoa; Arthropoda; Insecta; Hemiptera; Cicadellidae.